AUGUUUCCAAUCAUUCCGCAUCACAUUGUUAAGGCUGUGUCUCCUUGCGAGGAGAAGUGCUUCAGGAUAUCCUCUUUCUCCACUCGUGCGCGGCCAACGAGUUCCGUGAAGGCGAGGAGUUUCUUGCCCAGAAACACGCUCUCAAAGACUUUCAGUGUCAUCCACACGCCCAGUGUUGAGGGGAAAAGUUACAGUUUUGCGCUGAUCGCUUUGAAGGGAUUUCUUCAGGUGACUGAAAAGUGUCUGGCCAACUCAGGUGGAUGGAUUCGAUUGCUUCCACUCGCGAGAGACGUUCACAGUGGGAAUAUCUGCCUGGAAAUCACCGACGGCGGACAAUCUGUAAACCUCAGAACCACCCGGAACAUCGAAGAAGGCGAAGAUCUUCAGCUGUGGUUCUCAGAGAAGAUCCUUGCGCUCAUGCAGAUUCCUUUUCUCUCUCCUGUGAACAUACAAGGCCAGAAUCGCUACAUUUGCCACAUUUGCGAGCGCGUCUUUGAGGAUCCCAAUCCGCUGAAGAUCCAUCUGGCCACUUUCUGCGAGAAACACUCCCUGGACGCGCUCUGGAAUCGACUCAACUUCAUCCUCUCCUCCAGUUUCCGAUCAGUUCCGUCUUCUCCGCCUGCCAAAACUCCCCUGGCAAGUGCUUCUGAAGUCUCGCCGAGAUUCUCAGCCUUUCGUCCAGUCACAGCUUCGCCUCGCCUGGAGUCCGUCUCGCCGCCUCCGUCAGCCGCCGCCGCGGCCGCACACCUCGAGACGAUCGUCAGCAACAUGGGCUCCUCUAAGGCCGGCCAUGUGUGCGUGUAUUGCGGCAAGCUGUACUCGCGCAAGUACGGCCUGAAGAUCCACAUUCGGACGCACACGGGCUUUAAGCCGCUCAAGUGCAAGUACUGCCUGCGGCCCUUCGGCGAUCCCAGCAACCUCAACAAGCACGUGCGGCUGCACUCGCAGGCCAACUCCGUGUACAAGUGCCACAUCUGUGAUAAAGUGCUGGUGCGGAGGCGCGAUCUGCAGCGCCACAUCCAGUCCAGACACUGCCCAGAAGCGCCAGAAGCCGCCGAGGUGGAGAUGAGCUCGUCCAGCAGCGAAGACAUCGCCUGA
Molecule: messenger RNA, 1098 nt
Organism: Phlebotomus argentipes
Lineage: Eukaryota; Metazoa; Arthropoda; Insecta; Diptera; Psychodidae
Gene: Prdm13
Product: zinc finger protein 77
Exons: 2
Coding region: 1-1098 (365 amino acids)
Cellular component (GO): nucleus
Source: RefSeq, a predicted model, not a curated record